AUGGCAGUGAAAGAGGCACGGGUCAUGAAGGAACGCCAAGUGCACCUUGAGAUGGGAGAUGAGGGUCGACCCCAUGUGCCGGAGAUGCUGGAGCGGGAGGUGUCCAUCCACUCCAGGCUGAGUCACUCGAACAUUGUGGCCUUCCUCGGCACGGACAUGCUGGCAGACAAAAUGCACAUCUUCCUGGAGUACAUGUCCUGUGGCUCCUUGUACCAUUUGCUGCAAACAAGAGGACCGCUACAGGAGCUAAAGACAGCGAGCUAUGCCCAGCAGGUGCUAGAGGGAGUGCACUACCUGCACACGCGAAAGCCUUCAGUCCUUCACCGUGACCUGAAGACUGCCAACAUUCUCCUAGGUCCAAACGGUGUCGUAAAGUUGGCUGACUUCGGCUGUGCGAAGCGAGUGUCCGGCACUGCAAUGCACACGCUGCGUGGCUCCGUUCAAUGGAUGGCACCUGAAGUUCUCAACCAGCAGCCCUACGGCAAAACUGCUGACAUUUGGAGUUUUGGGUGCGUAUUGGUCGAGAUGAUUACGGGCAAGGCGCCUUGGGGUCAGUUUGAGACGAGCAUCGCGGCGAUGAUCCACGUGGCCACCGUUCAGGUGCUGCCUCCGCUGCCCGAGCAUGUGGCCUGA
Messenger RNA from Symbiodinium natans, 633 nucleotides. The record is from the annotation of a GenBank genome assembly. NCBI's taxonomy places the organism in Eukaryota, Dinophyceae, Suessiales, Symbiodiniaceae.